Messenger RNA from Paramisgurnus dabryanus, 1428 nucleotides. Its product is annotated as GTPase IMAP family member 7-like. The record is from RefSeq and is a predicted model, not a curated record. Lineage: Eukaryota; Metazoa; Chordata; Actinopteri; Cypriniformes; Cobitidae. Gene Ontology annotation, molecular function: GTP binding.
UUUUAAAAGGCAAGCUAUAGUCACUUGAAAUAGAACUUGCCCAGCCCUCAUAGACUCACUCUCUUUCUGAUGCACGUUGAAAAUGGAUCAAAAAUUCAAAGAUGAGAUCAGGAUUGUCCUAGUCGGGAAAGCAGCAGUUGGGAAAAGUUCAUCUGGAAACACCAUUCUUGGAAAGGAGGUUUUUCACAAAGAAUCAGGCUCUAGGUCAGUGACUCGGCACUGUCAGAAGGCUUCAGAAAAUAUUGGUGAUAAAGAAAUCACAGUGGUGGACACUCCUGGAUGGUGUGAUACAGACCUAUCUGAAAAAGAGUUGACAGAAGAAACAGCUCAAUGCAUUGACAUGUCUCAACCUGGACCUCAUGUCUUUCUGCUUGUUCUGACAAUUGGUCGUUUCACAAAAGAAGAAAAAGAAACAGUCCAGAAAUUACAGGAGAUCUUUGGUCAAGAUGCCAUCAAAUACACAAUGAUCCUGUUCACAAGAGGAGACAAUCUGGAGGACAAAAGUAUUGAUGAGUAUGUAAGAGAUGCUGCAGAAGAUCUUAAAGCCAUAGUUGACAUGUGUGAAGGCAGAUAUCAUGUUUUUAACAAUAAAGAUAAAAGCUGUGACCAAGUGUCAACAUUCCUUCAGAAGAUCCAAGAUAUGGUGAGAAACAACAAUGGUCAGUACUUUUCCAACACAACAUCUAAAAUGCUGGAGAAUCAUAUAAAAAGAAAGGCAGAUUUACAACAGCAAAUGCAAGCUGCUGAGAAACAGAAAGAAAAUAAAAUGGCUGAGCCUCAACUACACAAGAAGGUGUUUGAUCAAGACAUACCACACCAAGAACUGGAGGCUGAAAAUCAUGAGAUGAGUUGUGCACCAAUUGAGCUGAAGGAACAAACACCAAAGCAUUGUUUGAAGAAAGAGAAGCUGAUGAGUGAAAGUGAAGAGCAAAAUAAUAGAAUGGAGAUCCAUAAGUUUCAACUGGAGAACCAGAAGUUGCAACUGGAGAACCAGAAAUUGUUGGAGCACCAGAAGUGGCAACUGGAGAACCAGAAGUUGCAACUGGAGAACCAGAAGUUGCAACUGGAGAACAAGAAGUUGUUGGAGAACCAGAAGUUGCAACUGGAUUUCCAGAAGUUGCAACUGGAGAACCAGAAGUUGUUCGAGAACCAGAAGUUGCAACUGGAGAUCCAGACCAAGCAACAACAACAGCAACAACAACAACGUAGUUCUUGCAUUAUUUUAUAAAAAGCUCUCUAUCUAGACAAUAUUUCCAAGCUUUCAAAAUUACAUUUAAAUAUGAAUUAAACAUACGGUAAUGUUAUAUAUCUACACAUAUAAUAGUAGGUACCCCCACCAAGCAAAAUGUGACUUCUAUCAUCUAUACAUUUCUAAGGAAGCGUGAUCUUUAUUGUGAUGAAUUUAUAUGAGAAUAUUAAGUUAAAGGC